Molecule: messenger RNA, 282 nt
Organism: Knipowitschia caucasica
Lineage: Eukaryota; Metazoa; Chordata; Actinopteri; Gobiiformes; Gobiidae
Source: the annotation of a GenBank genome assembly
AUGCAACGUCAAAGCAACGUCUGCUCAGUGUUUGUUUGGUUCAGUCUGUGGCACCUUCACCUCCGCAGGACCUGGACCCGGGAGAACGGAUCGGAGCAACUGAUGCUAACGGCUGGAUCUCAGGAACGCUGGGAAUGCUCCACUCCUCCCCCUCUGCACGGACUCCUCCCCCUCCGCACUUACUCCUCCCCGUCUGCACUGACUCCUCCCCCUCUGUACAGACUCCUCCCCCUCUGCACGGACUCCUCCCCCUCCGCACUUACUCCUCCCCCUCUGCACUGA